Messenger RNA from Hyaena hyaena (striped hyena), 1662 nucleotides. RefSeq names its product gliomedin (gene GLDN). NCBI's taxonomy places the organism in Eukaryota, Metazoa, Chordata, Mammalia, Carnivora, Hyaenidae. Gene Ontology annotation, cellular component: cell surface. The record is from RefSeq and is a predicted model, not a curated record. The coding region runs from base 7 to 1653 and encodes 548 amino acids. Gene Ontology annotation, biological process: signal transduction. The transcript has 10 exons.
CAGAGCAUGGCCAGUGGCGCGGAGCGAGGCCCCAGGGGCGCCGGUUGGGGGCUGCGGGGAGCCCUGGCGGCGGUGGCGCUGCUCUCGGCGCUCAAUGCCGCUGGCACGGUGUUCGCGCUGUGCCAGUGGCGCGGGCUGAGCGCGGCGGUGCGGGCGCUGGAGGAUCAGCAGGGUCGCGAGCAGCGCGAGAACAGCGCCCUGCGCUCCUUCCUGGCUGAGCUGAGUUGCGCGCCGCGCAGGGCACCCGCUCCACCCCCGGACCCUGUAAGCGCCGCGCGCAAUAAGCGCAGUCAUGGCGGGGAGCCCGCGCCGCACAUCCGCGCAGAGAGCCACGACAUGCUGAUGAUGAUGACCUACUCCAUGGUGCCGAUCCGAGUGAUGGUGGAUCUGUGCAACAGCACCAAGGGCAUCUGCCUGACAGGACCACCUGGCCCACCAGGACCUCCGGGAGUUGGUGGCUUACCAGGACACAAUGGAUCAGAUGGACAGCCUGGUCCCCAGGGCCCAAAAGGAGAAAAAGGAGCAACUGGGAAAAGAGGAAAAAUGGGGCUACCUGGAGCUACAGGAACUCCAGGGGAAAAGGGAGACCCUGGUGAGCUGGGUUUGACUGGAAAUGAGGGCCCAGCAGGGCCAAAGGGUGACAAAGGAGACAAAGGGGACGUGUCCAAUGACGUGCUCCCCACAGGUGCCAAAGGUGACCAAGGCCUGCCUGGCCCACCUGGGCCCCCAGGCCCUCCAGGUCCCCCAGGACCCCCCGGAAGUAGAAGAGCUAAAGGCCCGCGGCAGCCAAACAUGUUCAAUGGCCAGUGCCCAGGAGAGACAUGUGCCAUACCAAAUGAUGAUACCUUGGUUGGAAAAGUGGAUGAGAAAGGCGGGGAACACCAUUCUCCACGAGCAGAAUCCAUGAUUGCUUCCAUUGGAAAUCCAACACAAGUACUGAAAGUUACAGAGACAUUUGGGACUUGGAUAAGAGAGUCUGCUAACAAGAGUGAUGAGCGGAUCUGGGUGACUGAACAUUUCUCAGGCAUCAGGGUGAAGGAAUUCAAAGACCAACCCUCCCUGUUGAAUGGCACUUACACUCUCGUGCACCUCCCGUAUUAUUUCCAUGGCUGUGGGCAUGCCGUUCACAACAACUCUCUCUACUACCACAAAGGAGGAUCCAACACCAUAGUGAGAUUUGAAUUUGGCAAAGAAACAUCCCAAACUCUGAAACUUGAAAAUGCCCUGUAUUUUGAUCGAAAAUACCUUUUUGCCAAUUCCAAGACUUACUUCAAUUUAGCUGUGGAUGAAAAGGGCCUUUGGAUUAUCUAUGCCUCAAGUGUGGAUGGCUCAAGCAUUCUUGUCGCUCAGUUGGAUCAGAGAACAUUCUCUGUGGUCCAGCACAUCAACACUACGUACCCCAAGACCAAGGCCGGCAACGCCUUCAUUGCCCGAGGGAUCCUUUAUGUCACGGACACCAAAGAUCUGAGGAUAACGUUUGCCUUUGAUUUGUUAGGAGGGAAACAGAUCAAUGCAAACUUUGAUUUAAGAACUUCCCAGUCUGUUCUUGCCAUGUUAUCCUACAAUAUGAGAGACCAGCAUUUAUAUUCAUGGGAAGAUGGUCAUUUAAUGCUUUAUCCUGUGCGGUUUUUGUCAGCUACAAUAAACCAGUGAUGAGAUGCA